UUCUCACAUUUCAUGCUCUCAACUAUUCAACAAAAUGCCUAAACUUGUUUACCAAGAAAAAUAGUACUACUACUAAGUGUUUCCCAAGAAAAAAUGGAAUUAUUUGGUAGAAGCACCUUGUUAUGUUUGUAGAUUUCACUCCAUAUAAAAUAAAUCGCACAAAUCAAAACCUAAUCACCAAUAUCAAGCGCCAAAUCGAUGCCAGGUGGUGGUGCAACCCGCACGAGCGUCCGAAUCGCCGUCAUCGGCGACCGCGGCACCGGAAAAUCCAGCCUCAUCGCCGCCGCCGCAGCGGAGUCCUUCCGCCCCGAAGUUCCUCCCGUCCUCCCUCCCACUCGUCUACCGUCGGAUUACUAUCCCGAUAACGUCCCCAUCGUCAUCAUCGACACCUCCAGCAGUUUGGAGUACCGAGGGAAGCUUGCCGAGGAAUUGAAGCGCGCCGAUGCUGUAGUGUUGACGUAUGCGUGCGAUCAGCCUCUGACGCUGAAUCGCCUCAGUACAUUCUGGCUCCACGAGCUUCGGAGAUUAGAGGUCAUAGCGCCGGUAAUUGUGGCUGGUUGCAAGCUCGAUAGGAGAGAUGAAGAGUACAAUUUGAGUGUUGAAAUGAUGCCACUUAUGCAGCAGUUUCGGGAGAUUGAGACUUGCAUAGAAUGUUCGGCAGCUAAUAUGCUCCAGAUCCAAGAAGUGUUCUACUUUGCUCAAAAGGCUAUCCUUCACCCUACAGCUCCUCUGUUUGAUCAAGAAACCCAGGCUUUGAGGCCACGAUGCAUGAGAGCGCUGAAAAGGAUAUUUACUCUUUGUGAUCUUGAUAUGGACGGUGCUCUCAAUGAUGACGAGCUAAAUGAAUUUCAGGUGAAGUGCUUCAACUCUCCUUUACAACCUGCGGAAAUAGUGGGUGUCAAGAGUGUGGUUCGAGAAAAGUUGCCUGAAGGGGUGAAUGAACUUGGUCUUACCUUAACAGGGUUUCUUUUUCUUCACGCUCUUUUUAUAGAGAAAGGACGAAUUGAGACCACAUGGACCGUUUUGAGAAAGUUUGGCUACAAUGAUGAGCUAAAACUUGGGGAUGAUUAUUUAUUCUUUCCCAAAAAAAAGGCUCCUGAUCAGAGUGUUGAAUUAACUAGUGAAGCAGUAGAGUUUCUAAAGGGAAUAUUCAGCACAUUCGAUGAUGACAAAGAUGGAGUUCUUCGGGAAAAUGAGCUUGAAGAUCUAUUUUCAACUGCACCAGAAAGUCCUUGGGAUGAAGCUCCUUAUAAGGAUGCAGUUGAUAGAACUCCACUGCGUGGGUUGUCUAUUUCUGGAUUUUUAUCUCAGUGGGCUCUUAUGACAAUGUUGGAUCCUGCUCAAACUAUAGCCAACUUGAUAUAUGUUGGCCACAACUGUGAUGCGGCAUCAGCCCUGCACAUCACUAGGAGGAGAUUACUAGAUAAGAAGCAACAACAAACGGAACGAAAUGUCUUCCAGUGCUUUGUUUUCGGACCUAAAAAAGCUGGAAAAUCUGCUUUACUGACAUCAUUGCUGGGAAGGCCCUUUUCUGAAAAUUAUACUCCGACAACUAGUGAAAGAUAUGCUGUGAAUAUUGUUCAGCAACACCCUGGCAAUAAGAAGACGUUGAUACUCCAGGAGAUACCGGAAGAUGGAGUCAAGAAACUUUUGUCAAAUAAAGAAUCUUUGGCAGCAUGUGAUGUUGCUGUUUUUGUGUAUGACAGCUCAAGCGAAUCAUCUCUCAACGGAGCAGUAGAAUUGCUCUCUUACGUAGCCAGGCAAGGGGAAGAGAGUGGUUUUGGGAUGCCUUGUCUCCUAAUAGCAGCAAAAAACGAUUUAGACACAAGCUCAACGUCAAACAGGGAUUCAGCCAAGAUUUGUGUGGAUAUGGGGAUCGAUGCGCCAAUUCCUAUAAGUGUGAAAGAAAGAGAUAUAAAUGAUGUCUUCUCCAGAAUUUUGAAGGCAGCUCAGCAGCCUCAUCUCAAUGUUCCCGAAACUGACCAGGGACGCAGCCAAAAGCGAUACAAGAAGCUUGCUAAUUAUACUCUCAUGUCUCUCUCAGUUGGAGCUGCGGCUACUUUUGUCGGGUUAGUUGCAUACCGAACCUAUGCUGCAAGGAGAAGCACCUCUACUUAGAAUGGCAAUUCUUUGGUAGAUAAAUUAAAUCGCCUUCCAGCAAGAUCGGGUACCAAGCUGUGAGCAUCUCACUUUAGGAGCUAAUUGUUGAGGCAUGAGAGGUGUGAAAUCUCGAUCUAUUUUAAGGUUUAUCGUCGCAAGUCGGGUGGCACAUUUAGGGUGAGACGUCCUCGGUCGAUCUUGAGGCUUAUCUGUUGAUCAAGUUGGACGACGUGUUUGUGAUGGGACGUUCUCGGUCAAUCUUGAGGCUUUCAGACGACACGUUGGGGUGGGUGACACUGCCUCUAGACGAUCACCGCUAGUGAUGAGUUUUGACAACGAUCUGAUGUUGCACGACUAUUGGUUGAUAGAGGACGAAGACAAAUACAAUGAUAAGGUCGCCGGCAAAAGGAUCAGUCGGGGAAAUUGCAAUCAAAUAAAUGGAAAACUAUGUUAGCUGAAUCAAAGAUAGAAAAAUUGACUAUACCUAUAAUGCCAAAAAUGGACAAAGAUAGAAAAAAAAGACUAUACCAAAAGGCCCAAAAAUGACUAAAUAAAUGGAAAUAGCUUUCGGACAUCAUGUUGUAUUAUUGUUUAGGAAUUAAAUUAUUAAAAAAAACAUCUAUACCUAUAAGCCCAAACAUGAACAAAGAUGGAAUGGGUCAAGGUUGAGG
This is a messenger RNA of Salvia splendens (bonfire salvia), 2771 nucleotides long. Its product is annotated as mitochondrial Rho GTPase 1. Lineage: Eukaryota; Viridiplantae; Streptophyta; Magnoliopsida; Lamiales; Lamiaceae. The record is from RefSeq and is a predicted model, not a curated record. Gene Ontology annotation, biological process: mitochondrion organization. Gene Ontology annotation, cellular component: mitochondrial outer membrane. Gene Ontology annotation, molecular function: calcium ion binding; GTP binding; GTPase activity. The coding region runs from base 199 to 2118 and encodes 639 amino acids. The transcript is spliced from 15 exons.